Sodiomyces alkalinus F11 is the source of this 696-nucleotide messenger RNA. RefSeq lists its product as hypothetical. Bases 23 to 211 code for a protein of 62 amino acids. The record is from RefSeq and is a predicted model, not a curated record. NCBI's taxonomy places the organism in Eukaryota, Fungi, Ascomycota, Sordariomycetes, Glomerellales, Plectosphaerellaceae. Gene Ontology annotation, biological process: gamma-tubulin complex localization; microtubule nucleation by interphase microtubule organizing center; mitotic spindle assembly. The transcript is spliced from 3 exons. Gene Ontology annotation, cellular component: spindle; gamma-tubulin ring complex; centrosome.
CUUCCCAGCAAAAUGAAGCAAUAUGCCUCCCUCGGCAGAUGAGAAGAAAGAAAAGCAGGCUGCGGCCCAACAAGCUGUUGACAUUCUCCAUGAAAUUUCCACCAUCCUAAACUGCCAGCUUGAUCGCCGUACCCUCUCCAUCUGCAUCUCCAUGAUCGAGAACGGCGUCAACCCCGAGGCCCUCGCGCGUAGACCGUCAUCAAGGAGUUGAGGAAAGAGGCUCAAGAGGCGGAGCUGGAUAUGAGGGCGCGGAGGCGCUAGGUCCCCAUGCAUACUCAUGCUUGUUGUAUCCAUCCUCCGUCGAUCUUCUUACGUAUGGACAGGUUUCGUUGCUUGCCGCCAAUAGCGACUCCGCAGGACAGUGUCUGGUUUUCCAGUGGACAGAGAGGAGUCGCUUAUGGGAAACGUGGAUCCGCUCAGCUUUCAUGAGAUGGAUAUCCCCAUUCAACCAUCUAUGUGAGAAAAACACUGCCCGGUGGACUCACCCGGAGUCGCACCUCCCUCCGUGUGUCUCGCGACUUGGAGCAUCGAAAGCACACCCACUAUGGCCCCAACACUCGGCCUUCUGACGAUUUCCGUCCCACUGGCACAAGCAUAUAAACCGAAGAUCGAGAACGAACACCUGUACUGAUCAGUAGCUAAUCCUACUCCUUUGCCUUAACCCUGUACCAUAAGCCCAAGUAAGGAAUCUAGUCC